AAAAAGAGAGCCGUCAUCAGGAAAAAAAAAGAAAAAAGAAAAAAAAAAGGAGAAAGGAAAACUAGAAAAUGAAUAGAAAGAGAAUUCAUUCAGUUCUGUAAUUCCGUUCUAAACCGAAGACCAAAAAGAAAGUGUGAAAUUUGAAAUACAGAGGUCGUUGCUUCCCCAUUUCCAAAGAUGAACGGCGGCCCCUCUGGUUUCAAUAAUGCUCCGGUGACCAAAACCUUUGUAAUUGCAUCUGCCCUCUUCACUGUAUUCUUUGGGAUCCAAGGUCGUUCUUUCAAGCUCGGUUUGUCCUAUCAGGAUAUUUUCACAAAACUUAGCAUAUGGAAGUUAAUCACAUCAGUCUUUGCCUUUUCAUCUACACCAGAACUGAUGUUUGGACUUUAUCUACUGUACUACUUCAGGGUCUUUGAGCGACAAAUUGGUUCCAAUAAGUACUCUGUUUUUAUUUUGUUCUCAGUAAUGGCUUCAUUCCUCUUUGAGGUUAUGGCAGUAGCUAUCCUUAAAGAUCCCACAUCUAACCUGCUCACUUCUGGACCUUAUGGCCUCAUAUUUGCUUCAUUCGUACCCUUUUUUUUUGACAUCCCGGUUUCAACAUGGUUUCGUAUUUUUGGUGUUCGCUUCUCCAAUAAGUCUUUCAUCUAUCUAGCUGGUCUUCAGCUGCUUCUAUCAUCUUGGAAAAGAUCUCUCUUGCCAGGGAUAUGUGGCAUCCUUGCUGGUUCCUUAUAUCGUCUAAAUGUCUUCCGCAUCCGAAAGGCUAAGUUCCCUGAGUUUAUUACAUCAUUCUUUUCGCGUCUUUCUUGGCCUUCUAUUGGGAAUCCACCUACAACACCGGCUAGGAAUCUUGCAGGAAAUGUACCUUCCUACACAACUCGCCAAGUGGAGAGAACCUAUCCAUCCGCAGUUGCAUCUUCAGCCAUAGAGCCAUCGGAGGAUGCUGUUGCUACGCUGGUGUCUAUGGGCUUUGAUCAGAACUCAGCUAGGCAGGCACUUGUGCAUGCUAGAAAUGACAUCAAUGCUGCCACAAACAUUCUUCUUGAAGCACAGUCCCACUAAUUGAAACAUAGAAUUGCUGGCGAAAAGUGGAUGCCGGGAUGUUAUUUCAUCGGUAUAAAUGCAUAAUCACACAUAUAUUGGAUGGCAACCAAUUUGCUUGCCUCCGGGGGUUAUGUGGCAUUCCAAGAUUUCACUAUGGAGUAGUAUUUUCUUCCAUUUUGCUCUCACAUAUUUCUGUUAGUAGCAGUAAUCAUACACCAAUGCAACUCAAAACUUGGGGAGUUCUUUUUUUUUUUUUUUUUUUUGAAAUUGUUUACCCUCAUGCAAAUGCAUGCGUCUUACCAAAAGGAUACAUGUGCGUAAUGAUGCAAGUUUGUAAAUUUGUUUGACUUAAAUAGACAACUUAGGUACCGUUUAGUUCCUGCCAAAUUUCCUCAUUAUUCCAGACUACAAGGCGAAAAUGCUGAUAAUAUAUAAAGCUUAAUGAGCGUUUUGGUA
Gossypium raimondii (Peruvian cotton) is the source of this 1497-nucleotide messenger RNA. Its product is annotated as rhomboid-like protein 20. Bases 178 to 1059 code for a protein of 293 amino acids. Gene Ontology annotation, cellular component: membrane. The transcript has 8 exons. The record is from RefSeq and is a predicted model, not a curated record. NCBI's taxonomy places the organism in Eukaryota, Viridiplantae, Streptophyta, Magnoliopsida, Malvales, Malvaceae. Gene Ontology annotation, molecular function: protein binding; serine-type endopeptidase activity.